Molecule: messenger RNA, 657 nt
Organism: Scomber scombrus (Atlantic mackerel)
Lineage: Eukaryota; Metazoa; Chordata; Actinopteri; Scombriformes; Scombridae
Gene: gsdf
Product: gonadal somatic cell derived factor
Exons: 5
Coding region: 1-657 (218 amino acids)
Biological process (GO): BMP signaling pathway; SMAD protein signal transduction
Cellular component (GO): extracellular region
Molecular function (GO): growth factor activity; cytokine activity
Source: RefSeq, a predicted model, not a curated record
AUGUCCUUAACAUUCACUGUCAUGAUGAUGAUGCUUCUGGGAUCUUCAGUGGUGAUUGCAUUUGUUUUGCAGCCAUCCAAGGAAAAUCCUGCAACUUCUGCUACCUCUGCUGUUUCCCAUCACAGGUGCCAGGGUGAAUCAUUGCAGUCCAUCAGGAAGGGUCUCCUCGGGGGUCUCAACUUACAGGCUGAGCCACUGCUGCCUGCAGGUGGGCUGGACAGUAUCAGAAAGCAAUGGAAGAGCUCCUUCAGUACCAUUGCACAAAGUGCCCUGGACACUGCAUUCCCAGCAGUGUCUGGCUACUCUGUGUCACCUGAUUGUGGAAACAGUACAAGCAUGAAGUGCUGUUCCAUGGCCUCAGAAAUCUUCAUGAAAGAUCUGGGCUGGGACAGCUGGGUGGUCCAUCCUGCUAGUCUUACCAUCGUUCAGUGUGCACUGUGCAACCCUGAUGUGAGCCCUGUGCAGUGUCCAUCAUCCCACACCAAUGUCCUGGAUCCUGACUCACAGGUCCAGAUGCCAUUUUGUCAGCCCACCUCCCAGGAAAUGGUGCCCAUCGUCUAUGUGGACCAAUACAGCACCCUCGUCAUUUCAUCCGUACAAUUGACCCGGAGCUGCAGCUGUGGACCUGGCAACAUCCAGCAGCCCAGCGCAGAGUAA